Fraxinus pennsylvanica is the source of this 1068-nucleotide messenger RNA. The record is from the annotation of a GenBank genome assembly. NCBI's taxonomy places the organism in Eukaryota, Viridiplantae, Streptophyta, Magnoliopsida, Lamiales, Oleaceae.
AUGAUGUCCCCAAAUCAAUUUCCCGAAACUCGGGGGAGUUCUCAUUCCGCCACUAUCAGGAGAACCCCCUUGCAGAUAAUACAUAUAAUUGGUAACUUCAUGAGAGUAUGGUCAAUCUACUCUAUGUACCGCUAUUUGACUCAGACGGGGGCUUCAGUUUUAUUGUUUAUCUUCAGCUGUCUUGUACCUUCAUCCAUUCUAUUUCUAGUUUUACAAAAGCCCUGGAAGGGCAGACCGCUUUCUAAUACUCAGGUAGUACCUUCUGUGAUAAAUGGUGGUAUAACAGCUCUGUAUUUCAUUUUGUGGGGAAAGGGGCUUCAAUCUUGUGGUCCUCUCAGACUCAUAUUGGCUGAAUAUUCUGGUGCUGUUCUUGGAGUAUUAUCUGGAGUACUGUAUGGGAGGAGAGGACAUAUUUGGAAAAAGGUUGGUGGCCUAUCUGCAAUGCUAGCAUCAUUCUACUUCUUAUCUCAAGGGUGGGCCAUGGCCACACAUUCACCGUUUUCAUUUAGUGAUGAUCCAGGUACAGAAGUGUACACAGAAGAAGGUUUGGGAAUUAGGAACAUAUUAUUUCCUGUAUUAGCUGGUGUCUUAUCAGCAUUAAGAAGGGUGAUCACACGACGUGUGUCACUUAAGAAUCAACUUAAAAGGAGACUUCAUGCCAUUACAAUUGCUUCUGCAACUUGUUUUCUGUUUCCCGUGGCAAUGUGGGACAUGAUCAUUGGAUCAACUGACGUAAAGUUGCCAUUUUCUGCAUGGACCUUUUCCAGCACUAUCCUCUUUGGAAUUAUUUUGAUAUUUUAUGUUGAAAGUAUUGCUGAAGAGAGAUUGCAUAUGGUUUUCUCUUCUCCGAGGCAUUUGAUGGUCGCUGCAGGAUGUAUCAUUGUCAUGGAGAUUGUGUACAAAAUGGAUUUUUCCCUGCUUGGUUUUCUAAUUUGUGCUGGAAUUUUGGGCUUUGGCAUAUACGAAGCGACAUCUUUGGACCAUAUUAGGAAAGAUUCUUUGCAAAAUUCAGAUCUAUCCGGUGCAGUUUUUGAGGACCAGAUUCAGACGUCUCCCCUCCCAACUUAA